AUGGAUCAUACUUUGAUACUUGAAUUACCUUAUGCACUAUCCGAAUGUGGUGAUGAAAAUGAAAAAGUUAAUGUUAAAUCACAAUUGUUCGAACAAUUACCCGGCAUACUUAUAAUCCGUCAUGGUUAUGAUUGUUAUAAGAUGCGUUCAUGGUUAAUUAACAACAUGACAAUUUUAGAAGAAUUAAAAAAAUGGAUGAUGCGUGUACAAGUGAUAGAAUUGCAUGACUACAUAAUGGAUCCUUUCACAAUUCAUGGAACGUCAACUACACUAAAUCAACGUCAAACUACACCUGCUGCACGACGAAUUCGCUCAAACGCUAGACAACGUGUAAUUUCUCCAAAAGUACCAAUAUAUAGAGCUAGUCAAAAUACGAAAAUAGAAACGUCCGAAAAGGCCCAAUCUUCGAAACUAUCACUUAAAAAAAUGAUGACUUUGCCAGUAUUAACAGAACUUUUAGAAGUAUGGAAAGAUCCUGACUCCUUCGCUCAAGUUGACAAGGCCAAGGAAAAAAUUACGGAUUGUUUUAACCAACGCUUAGAUACCUUGGAUUUAUCGUUUCUCGGUUUGACCAGUCUUCCUGAUGUUUUCGGUGGAAUGCAAAAUAUACAUUAUUUGUCGAUUGCUAACAAUUAUUUUUCCGAAAUGCCAUUGUGUCUAACUAAGUUAACUUCGCUAAAACGAUUGAACAUCUCCAAUAACAUAUUGAAUGAAGUACCCGAUUUAAUCAAAGAAUUCAAAUACUUGGAAUGUUUUAAUAGUGAAUGUAAUCAACUUCAAAAGAUUUCAGAAGAAUUGGGACGUUUGCCAAGAUUGAAAACUCUAAUGUUGGCUCAUAAUCGUAUUAUGAAUAUGCCUCAAAAUAUUCGUCAUAUUAAAGAUUUGCAGAUAGAAGAUCAAGUUCCACUAGCAUCUUUUGGUGACUUUUCUCCUGAGUUUGAAGCACAAUGGGAAGAAAAUUUUAGUAAGGAAGCAUAUUCAGGUUAUUUUGAAAUAUGGUUAGCACGCUAUGAAGAAAUACUACGAUUGCCAGAAGCCAAAAAGUACCGUCAAGUAUUUAAACAACGUAUAGGUGCAUUGAUGGAGGCAAUGGUGAACGAUUCAAAUUUUCGUAAAUUCUGUUAUGAAAAAGCAUAUAAUGUCGUUUCAACGUCUCAUGACGGAAUAUUAUUUGCUCUGUACGAAUUGGAAGCCAAACUUGUUGAACAGCUCAUAAUUGAACUAAAAUUAUCUGAUAAAGAAGUUCGUCAAGAAGUCGAACGAGCCUUUAAUUUUUACCGUUUACAAGAGCUCGCUCAAUUACAUGGACAACAGUUUUCCCUUCAAAACGAUGCAACUCCAGACGAAGAAGUAGUCGAUGGACAAGAAUCAAUUUUGUUUUUUUAUAUUUCUCCUGGAAAUACUCUGGAAAUGCCAUCAGGCAAGGAAAUACCACGUCAUAUGUAUCAAUCAAAUUUGGGUAUAGCAACUGACGAUGAUGUAAGAAGAGCAGUCGAAAGAAUUCGACAGGAAAAGAAAGAACAUGGUCCAAAUUAUUUGAUUCACUUUAUUUUGGAUAAAGAACAUUGGAUUGAAUAUUUAUCACGGCGUUAUUCCGAUUUUAUAACGGAACAUACACAAGUUUUUGUGGACCAGAUGGAAGAAAUAGAAGCAAAAAAGGAUCAAGUUAAUGAAUAUGAUUAUCUCAUACGGAUGAAUGCAUUGCUUGAAGAAAAGAACGAAUCGGAACAAAGAUUGUAUUACCAAUUAACUAAAAAUAUUGUUAUAGAUUCAUAG
Messenger RNA from Rotaria sordida, 1776 nucleotides. The record is from the annotation of a GenBank genome assembly. NCBI's taxonomy places the organism in Eukaryota, Metazoa, Rotifera, Eurotatoria, Philodinida, Philodinidae.